AUUAUUAGCAAUCCUUUCAUCAAUACAUGUAAGAGGGCGCUAUUUUGCUUUUGUCACACAAGGUACUCCUUGUCAAAAGUGCAUAUGAACAGUACAAAAAAUAGUCCCUCAAACUUACCCACAAAAAAACAAGUUUUGAAGAAAUAUUGGCCACUACCAUUGUCCAAACAAGCUUUUUAACAUGAUAAACAGUAAAAAGUGGAACUUACUCCAAGAAAAUGAUGAAAUGUUUGGUUAUAUUUGUUCACAACGCUAUGGAGACGCUUCUGUUCUGCCUUGAAUGACAUCACGCUUUGGCUCAUGAAUAUGGAAAUUUUCAUUGGCAUAAAAACAGAAAUGUUGAAAUUUCUCCCUUUUACUGCUACAAAGGAGGUGGAAAGUCAUAGUAACAUGGCAAGAAAGCUGUUUUAAAUGUAUUUAAGUCAUAAAAAUCCCAUUACAUGUUCCUUUUAACGACCGUGUGCAACUGGAUCCGAGUUUGUGGAGUGGGCGUAUUGGAUGACUUAAAAUGUAAAACCAUAUGGUGUUGUACUGAUGGAAAUUUGUUCUCUUUUUUACCAAGCUGAUUCUCUAUGUCUUUAUAUUAGAAAAAAAUAGUAGUUGCCAAAUGGCAGGGGUUUCAGGCAUUCGGUCUUACUAAUAAAAACUAGCAAGUAGCAAAUGCUAGGAAGUUUCAGCAAAAAAAGUAAAAACAUUUACUCAGUGCAGUAAGGAAAAGCAAAUGCUUAAUUCCGUAUGAAUAUUCCCUUUUCUGUUCAGCAUUUAUAGACAACAUCUUGAUUUGGACUUUUACCUUAUUUAUGUACACCCUAUGUGAGGCAGUUAUACGCAAAAGAGACCAUAUGUUGUUGACAAUCAUUCGUCCGUGACUCCGUGAAAACAAUCCAACAGUAAGAAUUACUGUUGGAUUGUUUUCAUGGAUGAAUGGUUGUCAACGAACUGCCACACAUAGGGUUUACAUAACUAGGGUAAAUACAUGUAGUAUAGUAUAUUUUGAUCCUUAAAUGCUUAAGACACUUUUCGCCAGUUGCAGAAUACAUAAAGAAUACAUUAUUCAUUAAAAUUGUAAGGUCCAAACAGUGUCCUAUAGACGUCACAAUUGCAUACAAAAAUCACAGACAAGUGUUAAAAGCGGGUAAAUCAUACCAAUAUUCAAUACACAGAGGUUUUUGUUUAUUGAGAUAUUCAAUAAAUAUAAUAGUUUGCAAAGAUUGGUGACCUAAAUAAAUGGGCCCCACAUAUAUUAUCAAUUCCCGGAACUAGUCUUGGCUGUGAGUAAACAUCAACCUCCCAUUUUUCACAGUCAUUUACGAGCAAAAAGGGCAGUCCAGGCUUCUUCGAAAGUAACCCAUUUUCCCUCCCCGCCCGGCCCGAAAAAGUUUCUAUAGACUUGAGUCAAGUACGAGUCAAGUCUAGUGUGAUUUGAGCGCAGUGAUCCGUCGCAAGACCGCUGUCAUUCGCUCGAGGGUUCGAGGCUUGUUGUUAUAGACCUUUCUUUUGUUUGUAAAUAUUGACACCAUUUUAUACGGACUGCCGCAAGGCACAUAAACUGAAGCCGGGGUUGGCCUUAUUUUUCCAGAAAACGUCAUCAUUACGCUCCCAAUCACAGUCAAAAGGUAUGUGUAGAAUUUAUGUCGUAAGUUUAUUGACAAUGUUGUAUUUCCAACAAUCAAAUAAUGUUUUCGUUUUCUUUAAUACAUUUUGUAACUCUUCAUUUUUGCAUCGUUGGACCUUCCAUAGCUUUGCAACCCGUUAUUGGCAAAAAUGCAGGUUGCCAACCAAGCGUAGAAAAGUCUAUUGAAGCAUUGUGCAAAACAUUUCCCAACCAAGUUCGGAAAGAACAUGGACCGCCAUUGUUGAUACCGUAUUAAAAUUAUUUCAUGUUUAUGAACGGGUUGAAAAUUGUUGCUUUUAUUGUAGUAGCUACAAAUCUGUGUUUUAUGUAUUCGGUAUUCUGUUGGUCCUGUCAUCGCUGCACGGGUUCAAUGACUUCAGUUUGAGCUUACGCCCUGACGAAUUGUAUAGCAGAUAAAACGAACUUAACUUGAGAAUACAGGGAAUACCGCCAUGGAGUUUAAUCGUUAUGGUUGUUUCAUCACACUGUUCGCAUUUAUCAACAAUCUGAUAUGGGGAUGUGUUGUCAAAAGUAUGGGCGUUUUACUGCCGACUCUACGGGAACAAUUUACAACAGAAACGUGGAUCAUUGGAACAGUGGCAGCACUGAUGGGGGCCACAUCUGAUGUUGCAGGUCUCUUAACACUGCCUUUGGAAAACGUAUUUGGUUGUCGGCGAGUGCUGAUUUUCAAUAGUGUGGUUGGAAGCAUCGGUUUGGUAUUGGUGGCCUUUGCAACAAGCACUGUACACUUCGCCCUAGCUUUCUGUACUCUUGCAGGACCUGCUUUUGGUAUUUCUGGAGUCCUUAGUAAAGCCUUAUUAGCACGUCAUUUCACCAAGCACUAUGCCUUGGCUUGUGGGUUAGGCUACUCUGGACAAGCAGUAGCACUUCUUACUUUCGCCCCGUUGACGCAACUUUUCCUGGACACUUACGGUUGGAGGGGAGCAGUGUUACUUAUUGGUGGAUUCAGUAUGCAUCACUUACCAAGCGCUCUUGUAGUGAGAGACGCCAAACCACAGUACGAGUCACUGAAAGACAGUCCCUGUGAUAAUCCUGAUAACACCGAUCAUGGUAGACGUCAGGGGGGAAAUGAGAGUGAUGACGGUACCAUCUCUAUCAAGGCGUUCUGGCUUCGUCUCUGCAAAGCGUUAGACUUGGCUAUAUUCUUUGAGUUCAAUUUCUGGAUCGUUCUCACCUGCCGUUUUGGGAUCACCAGUACCUUCGUUUCUUGGCUGCUGUAUUUCGUUCCUCAUCUUCAAGUCAAAGGUUUCUCGCCCCAAGUAGCUGCCUCGCUCUGCACAGCGGCUGCUGUUGGAUUUGCCUUCGGAACAGUCAUCUGGUCGCCUUUCAUUGACAGAGGUCUCAUCAAGUGCUCAACAGCGAUAAUUAUCAGCAGCCUCGCUCUGACCUUCUCGUUUGUGGUUGAUCCUUGGGUGAAUGAAGUCAUCGGUUACGUCAUCAUCACCUUUAUCUAUGGAUUAUUUGCCUCUGCGCUCUACACUCUCAUUGACGUCAUAACCAAAGAUUUGAUAAACCAUGAUCGGCUUGUCAGCGCUUUCGGAUGGAUGAGGGCGUUCUUCGUAGGCCGUCUAAUCGCCGGUUUUCUACCAGGCUGGAUAUACGAUGCAAGCGGCACCUAUGACAUGGCGUUCAUCCUUCUUGGCCUCAUACAAACCGCUUCACUGAUUCCACUGAUUAUCGGGAUACUGCGAAAAACAUUCUAGGACUAAAGGAGGACCAUCGCCUACCAAGCCCGCGGGAACGGGGGUGGGGGAUGCUGUGGGUGCUGCAGCACCCCUAUAACUGUUUGGAUUUAGGUGCUGGAAUAUGCUUCAG
Molecule: messenger RNA, 3451 nt
Organism: Patiria miniata (bat star)
Lineage: Eukaryota; Metazoa; Echinodermata; Asteroidea; Valvatida; Asterinidae
Product: monocarboxylate transporter 12-like
Exons: 4
Coding region: 2068-3339 (423 amino acids)
Biological process (GO): monocarboxylic acid transport; transmembrane transport
Molecular function (GO): monocarboxylic acid transmembrane transporter activity
Source: RefSeq, a predicted model, not a curated record